CCGCGCGAACCUUUUUUUCCCCUUCCGGGAAUUUUUUCCCCCAUUGUGGGGACAUACGAUGGCGGCGACAAUAGAAUCAUUCGCCUUACUGUUGUCGCCGCUGGCACUAUGGUUGGUCGCCAGCUGGUGGCUGAGGCGAGGCCAUGGGACAAGAUGGUGGGACCGCGGGACCCUGUUAGUUACCGGACCGGCGCGGCGCGAUAGCAAUGACGCAGUGAGAGCACUGUUCGUUACGGCGCACCCUGAUGACGAAACGAUGUUCUUCGCGCCUAGCAUUCUUAAACUGGCUCGCGCCAGGCUGUGGCUGCUGUGCGGGUCCACAGGUAAUUACUACAAUCAAGGAGCCAUUCGUAAGGAGGAGCUCCUGAAGAGCUGUGCAGUUCUUGGAAUCCCUCCUUCCAACGUGAUUGUCGUUGACCACAGGGAUCUUCCUGACCAUCCGUCUGUCGAAUGGGAUACGAGUUUGCUGUCUGCUCUGAUACUAAAGCAUAUUGAAUCCAACCAGAUCGACCUGGUGGUGACCUUUGACGCAGGAGGAGUGAGUGGCCACACCAACCAUAAAUCCCUUUAUACUGCCAUCAGGUACCUGCACUCAGAGAAUAGGCUUCCAGAAGGCUGUCGAGUCCUUACCCUAGAGACGGUCAGCCUCUUCCGGAAGUACCUCUCUGUCCUCGACCUCCCCAUCAGCUGCCUUCGCAGCCAAGAUGUUCUCUUUGUCCUGACAAAAGAGGAGGCAGAACUGGCCAAGAGAGCCAUGCGGUGCCAUCACAGCCAACUCCUCUGGUUCCGCCGCCUCUAUAUAGUCUUCUCACGCUAUAUGGUGAUCAACUCACUUCGCUUCCUCUAAUGGGAACAGAACUCCAUCCAAGACUUGGGGAGCUUCAAGCUGCGUCGGGAUGACAGAAGCCAGGAACGCUGUGAAACUCUUGCCGAGCUAAGAAAUGUCAAGCGUGGGAAGGCUGAUACCUGCUGCGUGAGUUCUUACCUGUGGCCAGUGUCUGCAUUCUACCAGUUAUGCCACUCCGGUGACUUAAGAGAGCCAGAAGCACAAUAAACAAGGAAUGGAACAGCUGGUUCUAUGGCAGGGGUCUGCAAGCUACGGCUCUCCAGAUGUUCUUGGACCAAUUGGCCAUGCUGGCAAGGGCUGAUGGGAUUUGUAGUCCAUGAACAUUUGGAGAGCCGCAGGUUGCAGACCCCUGUUCUAUGGAAUCUGGUUAAAGUGGGACUUUUGCAACAGGUGGCGGGGAGGGGGAUGUAUCCUUAAAUGAUGGUACCUGGAUAUUUUGUUAAAAUUUUCUUUUCUUUUUUUACAAUAAUACAAUGGUAACUUGAAAUAAAACAAGACUUGUUACACCAUAA
Sphaerodactylus townsendi is the source of this 1359-nucleotide messenger RNA. RefSeq names its product phosphatidylinositol glycan anchor biosynthesis class L (gene PIGL). Gene Ontology annotation, molecular function: N-acetylglucosaminylphosphatidylinositol deacetylase activity. Gene Ontology annotation, cellular component: endoplasmic reticulum. The transcript is spliced from 7 exons. The record is from RefSeq and is a predicted model, not a curated record. NCBI's taxonomy places the organism in Eukaryota, Metazoa, Chordata, Lepidosauria, Squamata, Sphaerodactylidae. The coding region runs from base 59 to 847 and encodes 262 amino acids. Gene Ontology annotation, biological process: GPI anchor biosynthetic process.